UCUUGAACCAAAAGAAAGACGAAAAAAGAAAAGAAAAAAAAAGAAAAGAAAAACCCCUCCUUCUAUCUCGCUCCCUUCGCUGCGAACGCCUCAGUGAUCAGAGAUGGCAAAUGACAUGUUGAAACAUGGAGAUGAUCCCCCUGGCUAUACUUCACCAUUACAAUGGCUUAAGGAAAGUGAAAUCCCUGUUAAAAACGAUGAAGUUGCUAACUUCAUGGGGACUCUCAACAAUCGUAAUGCUUCUGGAGUUGAUGAUAUAACCAUGCCAUGUACCACAACACCGUUCUCUCUUUUUCCUUUUGGAGACAUGUAUGGAACGACUAACUCUUAUGCCAUGGAAAUGCCGCUGACUGGUAUAAAUUUAAUGACCGAUGUCACUCCAUUCAGCAACUCUCAGAAUCCAUUUUUUGACUAUGAUUCUGUAUACGCGGAGGGUCAUACACCGGUCCUACCAAGCCCAGUUUCAAAUUUUCUUGGUUUGGAAGGGAAAAAAACUGAAUUUAGUCAAUAUCACAUCCUUGAUUAUUCAGUGCCUCCUGAUAAUGUGGUCAGUGCCACGUCCGAUGUCAACAUUAUUCAAAAUUCUUAUGUUCACAGGAAAUUAGUAACUGCUAAAGGAAAUUCAGCAGCAGCCUUAGAAAGUAUCCAGCGGAGUGAAGAACUAAAUAGUAAUACAGGUAGGCCUCAGCUAUUAAGAAAUUUCAUAAGUGAUGGAGUUAGCAAUACUGUGCCAUCCCAUGCCAUAGAUGGUGUAGACAUUGCGCUAAAUAACAAUUUCAUGGCAAGUGAAGUUCAAGAGGAUUGUCCAGACAAAUUUGAUGCGAGUCUCCUAACCCUGGGAAUUGGCACGAAGACGGAGGAUUUAUCUAAAUCUAAUAGAUCAGGAAUAAAUGUCACUAAUAAUUUUGGAAGGGUUGCCCUUCCUCAACCAAAUACUUUCUAUGGUCGAAAAGAAGACAGAGGUUCCUUGAAUCCUUCCUCUGAUGUGGCUGCUGGUUUCCCUUGUCUUCAGAACAAUGUGGGUGGAUUUGCUGUGAUGAAAAACAAUAUGCCACAAGAUGAUGACCAACAUCAUUUUCUUAUACCGGGAAACAGGAAUGUUUGUCUUGGCGUUGAGGGGAACUGGGAUACAAGAUCUGCAUAUAUUGAUCCUCCUAAUGACAGUUUUCAGUACAGCCCUGCUGGCAAAUGGGUUGGCAUUAUCACCUUCUUCGAGUACAAGUACUUGUCUGACUGUAUCUGA
Molecule: messenger RNA, 1243 nt
Organism: Prunus mume (Japanese apricot)
Lineage: Eukaryota; Viridiplantae; Streptophyta; Magnoliopsida; Rosales; Rosaceae
Source: RefSeq, a predicted model, not a curated record